AUGUUCAAUACGGUGCCUUUAAUCCUGAAAAAGAUGACGCCAUACCUGGCAAUGGUGUCAAUGCAGUUUGGAUACGCAGGGAUGUAUAUAAUCACCUUGGUGUCUUUGAACCGGGGCAUGAACCAUUACAUACUUGCUGUGUAUCGUCAUGCCAUUGCCGCCCUUGUCAUGGCACCUUUCGCUUUAAUUCUUGAGAGGAAAAUAAGACCGAAGAUGACGUUCCCCAUCUUCCUAAGAAUAAUGUUGCUUGGUUUUAUCGAGCCAGUGCUGGACCAAAACCUGUACUACAUAGGCAUGACAUACACGUCCGCAACAUUUGCCUCCGCCACAGCCAAUGUUCUUCCUGCCAUAACUUUCAUACUGGCCAUUACUUUCAGGUUAGAGAAGGUUAAUAUGAAGAACAUAUAUAGCCAGGCCAAGGUGAUCGGAACGGUAAUCACGGUAACAGGAGCGUUGCUCAUGACUUUAUACAAAGGACCCAUCCUUCAAUUCAUAAACAGCGGCGGAUCAACCAAUCACGGAGGCCCCGUCAACGCUGUCAACAAGCAUUGGAUCGCUGGCACCCUUAUGCUUCUUGGUAGGACUGUUGGUUGGUCAGGAUUCCUCAUUUUGCAAUCAUUUACGUUGAAGAAGUACCCAGCAGAGUUGUCUUUGACAGUACUAAUAUGCCUAAUGGGAACGGUGGAAGGUGCGGCUGUGUCACUUGUCAUGGAACGUAACAUGAGCGCCUGGAAAAUUGGAUGGGACUCCAAGCUCUUUGCCGCUGCUUACUCUGGAGUGGUGUGCUCUGGAAUCGCAUAUUAUGUGCAAGGCGUGGUGAUGAAGAAUCGAGGGCCGGUAUUUGUAGCAACCUUCAAUCCUCUCUGUGUAAUCAUCACUGCAGCUCUGGGUGUUAUUCUUUUAUCUGAAAGAAUCCACCUUGGAAGUGUGGUUGGAACCAUUUUCAUAGUUAUUGGCCUAUACGCUGUCGUUUGGGGAAAGAGCAAAGACAAUAAGAGCUCUGCGAUAAUCAUUGAUGAGGAUGAAAAAGGUGGAACCCCAGAAUUGCCCAUCACAGAUCCUGUCAAACAAAUCAACGACACCUCCCAUGAAACCGCUUAUGAAUUGAAGAACAAGACUGUUUCAACUUAGGAGCUAUAAUUUUUCAAAGACCCAAAAAAAAUAUAUAUAUAUUUUCUGAAAAUUUAUGCUACAAUGUUGGAGUGGAAGCUAUUAUUCUGUAUAAGCCUCUGUCCUUUUUUUUUUUUUUUUGUUUUACUUAUAUUUUUUUGUAAGUUUCAUAAAAUUGGAGGCAUCUUU
This is a messenger RNA of Carica papaya (papaya), 1299 nucleotides long. RefSeq names its product WAT1-related protein At1g21890-like. Gene Ontology annotation, molecular function: transmembrane transporter activity. The record is from RefSeq and is a predicted model, not a curated record. Lineage: Eukaryota; Viridiplantae; Streptophyta; Magnoliopsida; Brassicales; Caricaceae. Gene Ontology annotation, cellular component: membrane.